Pollicipes pollicipes is the source of this 1788-nucleotide messenger RNA. RefSeq names its product eukaryotic translation initiation factor 4 gamma-like. Bases 535 to 1785 code for a protein of 416 amino acids. The transcript has a single exon. NCBI's taxonomy places the organism in Eukaryota, Metazoa, Arthropoda, Thecostraca, Pollicipedomorpha, Pollicipedidae. The record is from RefSeq and is a predicted model, not a curated record.
AGCUCGACGGCGCGCCACGCCGACACGGCCGCGCCGCGCCGGCUGGCGGCCGGCCAGCGCAGCGCAUCGCUCCAAUCCGAAGACCUUCACACCCUCGGCACUGGCGCCCGACGUGGCGGCGCGGCGGCGGUGAAGGCACCGGCGGCAACGGAGCGCGAGGGCCGCGGCGGCAUCCUGCGCGAGCUGGAGCGGCUGCUGGCCGACGAGGAGCGGUACGAUCGCGCGCGGCGCGCCGUCAGACGCGACGACGGCGACUCACUUGGCCACCGCAGCGAGCAGAUUCGCCAGGAGGUCGACAACCUCGUCGCCACAUUCUUCGACCGCAAGCGCGACCGCAGCCACCGCGUCGGCGACGCCUUCUUCGACGAUGCCUCGCGGCGCGCCGAGCGGCUGGUGCGCGAGUUCGCGCGUGACGACGACGACCCGUGGCGAGAGGAGGAGGAGCGCUGGCGGCGACAGCAGCAGGUGCGUCGCCGCGGCUCGGACGACUUCUUCGAGCGAGCCGUGCAGCGCGCGCAGACGCUGGUGAGUGAGAUGCGGGACCGCAAGGAGAGCCGUCGCCAGGACGAGGAAGACAUCUUCUCGCGCUACGGCGACCAGAUCGACCAGUUCUUCGGCUCGGCGCGGCGGCGCGACGCGCCGUCCGCGCGCCGUGGCGGCGACCGCUUCCGCGACGCCAGCACCCUGGCCGACGACCUGGUGCGCGACUUCCUGUCGGAUGACACGCGGGGCCGUGACGCCACCGACGCCUGGGGCCGGCAGCGGGAGCGCGCAGAAUCAACGCACGUCGACAUCGACGAGGUCAUGUCGCAGGCGUCGACGGUGGGCGGACGGGGGCGGGAGGCGCGCAACACCUCGGGCGUCGACAUCGAGGAGCUGUCGAGCUCAACGGCGGCCGACCGGAGCCGCGCCGCGUCCGGCCGGCAGCGGCCUGCCGCCGACUCAAGCCGCCUCGUCGACGACAUCGUGCGCCAGUUCAUCGCCGACGACUUCGACGACGAGGACACGUGGAAGGAGCGGCCGCGCGCCGCGCGCCGACAGACGAGCAACACGAGCACGCUGGACGAGCAGUGCAGCAUACGCUCAGAGAGCCGCAUGUCCGAGAUGGAGGACGAGCUGCGACAGGCGCAGGCGCAGGUGGACGAGCAAAGGGCGGAGCGCCGCCAGGCUGAGCAGCGCCGACAGGCUGAGGAGCGAGCGGAAGAGCAGCGCCUGGCUGAUGAAAGGGCUGCGGAGCGCGUUAAGGCUGAGAAGUGUGCUGAGGAGCGAAUUCAGGCUGAGGAGCGCGUUCAGGCUGAAGAGCGACGUCAGGCUGAGAAGAGGGCUGAGGAGCGAAUUCAGGCUGAGGAGCGCGCUCGGGCUGAAGAGCGGCGUCAGGCUGAGAAGAGGGCUGAGGAGCGAAUUCAGGCUGAGGAGCGCGCUCAGGCUGAGGAGAAAGCUGAGCAGCGUAUCCAGGCCGAGAAGCGGGCUGAGGAACGCCGACAGGCUGAGCUUCAGGCUGAGCAGCGAGCAGAGGAGCAGCGAAUAGCCGAGGAGCGAGCGGAGAAACAGCGCCAGACGCAAGUAGAGGAAGCCCCACAGACUGACGAGCACCUGGUUUCCAGCCAGGAGGAGCGGUCACACGAGCGCCGCGACGUCACAGAGGCAGCACUCCCAGCAGCGCACUGUCGCCGAGGAGAGCGUCCAGGAGGAGCGCUCGUCCCGAGCAGAGCAGGCGUCAGAGACCGAGACGCGCUCCGAGCAGGAAGCGGCGUCCGGGGAGCGGCGCGCCGAGGACGAGGCUGACAC